AUGUCAGAAGGCGUUAGAUGGGCUAUCCCAUAUACACUUCGCGAUAUGUUUGUCACAUUCUUGACGAACUGCUUUGUUACGAGUUCUAAACAUUUAUCGGAACACUCUUGGAAAUCAAUGAGCGAGGAUAUACUACACAAGAGGCAUAUAAUCAUGGGUCAUGCAAAUCUGGAGCUAGAUGAUGAGACUCUUGAGAAGUACGCGUUAAUCGAAGUAGAAAAAUUGAUGCGAAUGCAUUACCGAUCAUUAGGCGAUAUUAAAGAUAUGCCGAAGAUCAAACAUGUUCUGCUGAGAGAGCUGGUAAACAAUAUGUGGAACCAGGAAUUGGAUUACGAUGUCGCCGAGGAAACAGUAAGACAUUACAGGCAAUUCAAACAGCUUAAUGCUGACGAACGUGCGAUUUACGAAUCAGUCUUAGAAUCUGUUGAUAAAAGGGAUGGAAAGCUAUUCUUUGUAUAUGGCGCAUGCGGCACAGAUAAAACGUUCCUUUACCAAACCAUAAUAUUGAGAAUUCGAUCCAGAAAACAAAUUGUUAUGCCGGUCGCCUCUUUUGGAAUAGAUGCAUUGCUCCUACCUAAUGGUAGAACAACACAUUCUCGCUUCAAUAUCCCUUUAAAGCUCUCUGAAGAUAAGCUAUGCGACAUCAAACCUGGAACAAUGCUGGCUGAGCUAAUCGAGAAAACGGAUCUUAUAAUUUGGGAUGAAGCACCUAUGACACAUAAGCAUGCUUUUGAGGCUCUAGACAAAUCGUUAAGAGACAUAAUGUCUAGAAAAGAUACAACCGCGAAAGAUCUGACUUUUGGCGGCAAAACAGUACUGUUAGGCGGUGAUUUUCGGCAGUUACUUCCUGUAAUCCCACGAGGCAAUAGAGUUGAUACUGUCCUAGCUUCAAUAAGCCACUCAUACCUAUAG
Raphanus sativus (radish) is the source of this 912-nucleotide messenger RNA. RefSeq lists its product as uncharacterized. Gene Ontology annotation, molecular function: DNA helicase activity. NCBI's taxonomy places the organism in Eukaryota, Viridiplantae, Streptophyta, Magnoliopsida, Brassicales, Brassicaceae. The coding region runs from base 1 to 912 and encodes 303 amino acids. The record is from RefSeq and is a predicted model, not a curated record. Gene Ontology annotation, biological process: telomere maintenance; DNA repair. The transcript has a single exon.